CGCUCAACUUUUACUCGAGACCAGAGGGGAAUUACUAGGCCGCAUCUUGCGGACCGGCGACGCGCCUGUGUAACAUAGUCUGUCUGGGUCGCUUCCGGGUUACGUCACUUCCCGCCGAGGCCUCCGUGUGCGAGUUUCGUGCAAAGAUGGCGGCCGCGCAGCUCACAGACGAGGAGCUUUCCUCAGAGUUAAAGCGCCUCGGGUUUGUCCCGGGUCCGGUGACUGAGAGCACGCGACCUGUGUACCUGAAGAAGCUGAAGAAGCUUCGCGAGGACCAGCAACAGCGGGGAGCGCGAUCGAGCAAAGGCCGAAACAGCGGUAUCACUAGUAGUAACAGCAGCAACAGUAACAGCGCGGCGGUGGCGGGAGCUGCGGGACUCGGAGCCGCGCCAGCCCGCGGUGACGUCACGCCCCCGAGCUGCGCCUCGAGCCCCGGCGGUCGUGCGGCGCUCGGCGCCAAGCGUUCCGUGUCCGCGGGAAAGGGCGCUCUGGGCUUCAGCUCCGACGAGUCGGACGUGGAGGUGAACCCGAAGAAGAGAGGCCUGCAGCCCGGCGCCAGGAGGGACCGCGGCUCGGGCGUCCAGCAGGAUCGGCCAGGGCCUAAUGUAACACUCGGGGUCCUCGGAAAAGAAGGGGCCGGCGGUGUGUGCAGCGACUUCGGGAAGUCCUCUCCGGGGCAGCUGCUGCUGGUAAGGAGAAGCGGCGGCAGCGCGGCUCCGUGGUGGGGGGACGCGGCGGAAGACAGUGAGACAGGCCGGCGUGAGGCGGACACGCCGGAAAGCCGCUCUCUGAACGGCAGCAGGUCCCCGUUCGGGCCGAACAGCGGCUCGUCGGCGGGGCGGUACUCUGACUCGGAAGAGGAGGAGGAGGAGGAGGAAGGGAGACACCGCAAUCGACGCCCGAGCUCCAGACAGAGCCCGUUCAAGUCGCCGUCGCAUCCGCUCAGAAGCGUCAGGGGGGCGGCGGCGGGGAGCGGCCAGGAAGCCCCGGGGGGCGGCGCGGUGGCGCUCGACGACUCGCCCGGCGCCGGGACUCCAGACGCAGCGGGAGAGCGGAGACCGUCGGAAGAGGCGGCGCGGCGGACCGCCUGGGGCGUCCUAAGGAACCGCAGCUACAAGUCUACGGCGGACUCGCUCUCCGACAUCAUCAUGGAGGACUGCGGUUCCGCCCCUCACUCGAACCACCACCACCACGCCGCCGUCGGGGGGGAAGACAGCGGCGCCAGGUGGGGACUCAGUGUGCGCCCGCGGUACGCGGUGUACCGGAGCCUCCCUGCGCUCGCCCGGCAGGACCGCUGCAACCACACGGCUCCCAGCCGGCCGUACAGCCCGCUCAGCGCGCUCAGCCCGCCGCCGUCGAAGCCCGCGGUGCCGGAGGACGAGCUGCUGCAGCAGUUCCGACGCGACGAGGUGUCGGGCGGCGGGCGUUUGAGCGCGCACUCCCUGUCCACGGUGCUCCUGACGGCCGCGUGCCUCUUCUUCGUGCUGCUCGGACUCGUGUACGUGCGGAUGCGCGGCGGCGGAGCGGCGCAGACGGAAGGGGUCGUUAAGAAUCAUCCGUUUGGAGUUGAGUUUGAUAAUGCUUAUGGUGAAGUGGAAAAAGAAACGAUUCUCAAAUUACUUCUUCAGCUGCAUGACCAUCUGGCGAACAUUGCAGGUGAACAUGACUGUGGAGAUCACGUUCACCAUUUGAACAGAAGUCUUUCUUACAACGAGGCUUCAGAGUUCUUAAUGAAUCAAGAUGCUAAUUAUGAGAAGCUCAUAGCCACAGCUCUGGAAUGGCUGAUCAAGACAGGAGAAGAUGUGGGCAUACGGUUGAUUGGCAGCCAGCCUGGCGAAGCUGUGACGACAGUAUCGAAGAUCACACAUCUUGAAUCCACCCAUCCCAAGAUGUCUUUCAUCUGCCGCUUCCGACGUGCCUUCUUCAUGGUCAUCCAUCGGGUCCUCCUCUUCAUUGCUGGUGUAGCAGUCAUAUUCGGUGUCCUGCUGUAUGUGAAAUACCGCUGGAGGAAGGAAGAGGAAGAGACCCGACAGAUGUAUGACAUGGUGGAGAAAAUCAUAGGUGUGCUGAAGAGCCAUGGCGAUGCGUGCCUGGAGAACAAAGACUUGCAGCCUUACCUGCCCAUCCCCCACGUGCGUGACUCGCUCGUCCAGCCUCAGGAGAGGAAGAAAAUGAAGAAAGUGUGGGAGCGGGCUGUGGCUUUCCUCUCUACAAAUGAGUCCCGAAUCCAGACUGAAACCCAGAGGAUCAAAGGUGCAGACUUCCUGGUGUGGAGAUGGAUCCAGCCUUCACUGACCUGUGACCAGAUUUCCUCCAUACCUUCCAAAGUGUGGCAAGGCAAAGCAUUCCCCCUUGAUAGGAGGAACUCUCCCCCAAACAGCCUAACACCUUGUUUGAAGAUUCGCAACAUGUUUGACCCAGUAAUGGAAGUGGGGGACAACUGGCACCUGGCCAUUCAUGAGGCCAUCCUGGAGAAGUGCAGCGAUAACGACGGCAUUGUGCACAUUGCCGUGGACAAGAACUCCCGCGAAGGUUGUGUGUACGUCAAGUGUCUCUCAGCUGAGCAUUCUGGAAAGGCCUUCAAGGCACUGCAUGGCUCCUGGUUUGAUGGUAAACUGGUGACUGUCAAAUACCUGCGCUUGGACCGCUACCACCAGCGCUUCCCGGAGGCGGUGGGCUGCAUCACCCCACUGAAGCCUUCCAGCAAGCACAUGAGCAGCCUCUCACACUUGCGUCAGUGGCCCAGCACAGACAGCUUGUUGGGCUUCUCGUGAGAUUCAGUCUGAGGUACAGCCCUCUGCCAGCCCCCUUUGUCCCAAAGACCUGUGCAUGUGGCAGCUUCAGAAACCCCCCCACCUUUUGUAAAGUGGAACAGAAGUGGACCUGAUGCCCACUAAAAGUCACAGAACAUGGGGAGGGGGCUGUGGGAGAUAUAGUUCUGGAGUUUUGCAUGUGAGAGUUCCAGUCCACUACACUGGUGCAGAGGAUAGUUUUAUAUUCACAUUCUUCUUUAUGAAAAACUUGUAGGUCUAAUUUU
This is a messenger RNA of Scleropages formosus (Asian bonytongue), 3037 nucleotides long. RefSeq names its product LEM domain containing 3 (gene lemd3). Gene Ontology annotation, molecular function: chromatin DNA binding. The record is from RefSeq and is a predicted model, not a curated record. Lineage: Eukaryota; Metazoa; Chordata; Actinopteri; Osteoglossiformes; Osteoglossidae. The coding region runs from base 147 to 2774 and encodes 875 amino acids. The transcript is spliced from 13 exons. Gene Ontology annotation, biological process: negative regulation of BMP signaling pathway; nuclear envelope organization.